AUGGGAGAAGGCGAUCCAUCUGCCCACCAGACACAUAAGCCUCCUCAAUCGUCAACCUCGGCUGCGGGCGCUCAGGCGACCGCCGCACCGCCUACAACCACCCAGCUGGGUCAGGCUCCGACCGCGGGUAGUAAGGGACAGGCCUCGUAUAGCAUUGGUCGUAAGACCACGAAGGGCAAGGGCAAAUGGACGGCGAACAGCAUGAUUGCUGGUGCUGGAGGCGGCCUCGUAGCUAGCAUCGCGACCUGCCCGCUGGAUGUGGUCAAGACGAAGCUGCAGGCUCAACGCGCGAUAGUAGGUCAGGAAGGCUACUAUGGGGUUCUUGGCACCGUGAAGAACAUCCUCACUGAGAAUGGCAUUCGCGGCAUGUAUCGCGGGUUGGGGCCCACGAUCCUGGGCUACCUACCAACGUGGGCUAUUUAUUUCGCUGUUUAUGACGGGAUCAAGACGGUUUUCGGCGAGCCGCCUACGAGCUUUGGAGGAAUGUCGCAGAAGCAGAAUGAACGCCUGUACCCGGCGGCCCAGGUCAAGGGAUACCAACCUGUUAUGCGUGAGCAUCCGUGGUCGUUACACAUCCUGUCGGCGAUGACCGCGGGCGCUGCGAGUACCAUAUGCACCAACCCGCUCUGGGUGAUCAAAACUCGAUUUAUGACACAGACGCGCGACGAAGUCCGAUACAGACAUACCCUAGAUGCUGCCAUAACGAUUUGGAAAUCAGAAGGCGUGAAGGCGUUUUAUCGCGGCCUUCUCCCGAGUUUAUUGGGAAUCCUCCACGUCGCGGUCCAGUUCCCUCUCUACGAGCAGCUGAAGAUUCUAGCCCAAGGCGACUCUGAUGCACCAUUAUCAUCCGAAGCUAUUCUUGGGUGCUCAGCAAUCUCCAAAAUGACGGCCUCGAUCGCGACCUACCCACAUGAGGUGGUACGAACACGACUCCAGACACAGCGUCGGCCACUCGCGGACGAGAUGUCGUCAGAUGGGAUGGUCAAACAAUAUAAACGGGGCGGGGUGAUCUACACGACAAAGAAACUUAUACGCAAAGAGGGCUGGUCAGGUCUUUAUAAAGGGCUUUCGGUUAAUCUGAUCAGAACAGUGCCUAAUAGUGCGGUGACGAUGCUGACGUACGAACUGCUAAUGAGACAUCUCUCGAAGCGGACUCGUCCUGACGAUACAUAA
Molecule: messenger RNA, 1173 nt
Organism: Cyclocybe aegerita
Lineage: Eukaryota; Fungi; Basidiomycota; Agaricomycetes; Agaricales; Hemipholiotaceae
Source: the annotation of a GenBank genome assembly